This is a messenger RNA of Labeo rohita (rohu), 2210 nucleotides long. RefSeq names its product interferon-induced protein 44-like. NCBI's taxonomy places the organism in Eukaryota, Metazoa, Chordata, Actinopteri, Cypriniformes, Cyprinidae. Gene Ontology annotation, molecular function: GTP binding. The transcript has 8 exons. The record is from RefSeq and is a predicted model, not a curated record. Bases 425 to 1834 code for a protein of 469 amino acids.
UCUAUUGCCGCUAAUUUAAAAGUGAAAGUAAAAUGUGCACUGCGCAUUUACAAGGUAUUUAAAAGCGAAGGAAAGCGAGUGAAACGAGGGAAAUUUUAGUUGUCCAAUUUUCUGAUGUAACCAAACAGUUAACUUGCAAAAGCGGGAAAAUAACGAGUUGAGAAUUGUUGAGAAGUUUAGAGUCAUGAGUGCGACUAAACUCCGCCUAUGCCUUAUCCUGGUAUUCAUUUUCAACUCAGUUUCAAGACUAUAACGUGAACAGGUCAACAGCUACAACGUAAGAAUAUCAUCGCCUAAAGCGAAGAGUUUCGUUUUUUCUGCUGUGUCGUUUGAUUGGAGGAAAGAGCAGCUUGAUGUUACGCGUUCGGCUCUGGAUGUAAAAUACUAAAGCAGCGUUUCAUUUUUUCUUAAGAGAGAAACGUGAAUGCGAAAGGCAAAGAUGUAUUCAGCUGUUGGGGCUCCCAGAACUGGCAACGCCCCUCUCACUUCUAAAUUAACAGAAGAGGUAAGGAAACAGCUCUGUGACUUGCUGGGGAACCUGGAACUGUCUCUUCUCUACAAAGCUUCAGUCCAUGGAUAUCAAGCUUCUGCUUUCCAUCAGCAGUGUGACAAUCAGGGUCCCACUUUACUUGUAGCCUACAACCGUUCAGGCUACAUCUUUGGUGGAUACACUAGUGUAGAUUAUGCUCAAAGUGGGCAGCAAAUUAUAGAUGAUCAGGCUUUCCUGUUCAGUGUUCAUGGUGAUAAAUCCCCUCUCUGCAUCAAAAUUAACAGUGGAUGUUAUGCACGCUCUGAUGAUGCUGGAGUGCCCAACUUUGGCCAACAGUUGUACUUUUGCUACAACAACCAUCCAGUUGUGAAAAAUAUACUUAAGUUUAAAUCGAGAGCAUUCAAUUUUAACCCUGACACGCUAUACGGGAAUGACACUUGGCUGAGUGAGUGUGAGGUGUACAAAGUUGAACAGCGAAGUACUCUGUUAGACCCUCAGGUUAGUGCAGAGGAGAAGCCAUGGAGGAAUAUUCUGUGGACAGCUGAACGAAAAGACAAGCUCAUGGAAAUGAUCAGGAAUCACAAACCCGUGGUGACGUCUGUCAGCCGUGUUCGAAUCGUUAUGAUUGGUCCUGUAGGUGCUGGAAAAUCCAGUUUCUUCAACUCCAUCAACUCCAUCUUCAUGGGCCGCAUUACCAGCAAAGCCAUGUCAGGAUCUGCAGGCACUAGUGUCACCACACAGUUUCGGACAUAUCCAAUAAAAGACGGUCGUGAGGGAAAGCUGUUGCCAUUUGUGUUGUGUGACACCAUGGGACUGGAGGAGCAAUCAGGUGCAGGACUGGAUAUUGAGGACAUCAGCAGCAUUCUUCAAGGCCACGUACCAGACCGCUAUAAAUUCAACCCCACUGCACCGUUUCAACCUCAUGAGCAAAAGGCCUCCAAACCUGCAUCUCUAAAGGAGAAGAUCCACUGUGUGGUGUACGUGAUAGACGCCACCAAAAUCUCCCUCAUGUCUGACAAACUACAGGAAAAACUUGCUUCUAUACGCAAAAAGGUGAACUCACUGGGCAUUGCUCAGAUCGUCUUGAUGACAAAAGUAGAUGAAGCAUGCCCUCUAGUGGAGAAGGACCUUCAAAGCCUUUAUGUCAGUUCCUAUAUCAAGUCAAAGGUUCAGGAGGUGAGCUCUCGGUUGGGUGUGCCGGUGUCUUGUGUGUUACCGGUGAAGAACUACAGUCAGGAGCUGGAGCUGGAGCUCAACUGUGACGUCCUGCUGCUCACCGCUCUACAGCAGAUGCUCAACUUCGCAGACGACUAUCUGGAUGAUGUUGGUCCCGUGGAGGAUUAAGUUUUUUAACAUGCUUUUCACAGAGCUGUUCCCCAGUUUCUGCUGAGAUGAGGCCAGAUUGUUACAUUGUCUUUGAAUAGGAUAUAGGUGGCUUAGCUCUGCACAAUAAUGUAUCUUGAGUUAGAAAAAUGGUGUAUUGCUUGUAUUACAUUUAUUUAUUGUGGCUAAUGCAAGAAUGUUUGUAAGAUCAGUAUCUAUUAACGUUUACAGUAUAAUAUGUGACCCUAGACCACAAAAGCAGUCAGAAGUAGCACAGGUAUAUUUGUAGCAAUAGCCAACAAUACAUUGUAUGGGUCAAAAUUAUCGAUAUCGAUAAAAGAGCUAUUAAAAUCAAUUCUGUAUGGCUUGCUGAUUGCAAUUAAAUGUUAUGACAUGA